This is a messenger RNA of Protopterus annectens (West African lungfish), 1199 nucleotides long. RefSeq names its product CXADR Ig-like cell adhesion molecule (gene CXADR). Gene Ontology annotation, molecular function: cell adhesion molecule binding. Gene Ontology annotation, cellular component: intercalated disc; basolateral plasma membrane; bicellular tight junction. The record is from RefSeq and is a predicted model, not a curated record. Gene Ontology annotation, biological process: homotypic cell-cell adhesion. Lineage: Eukaryota; Metazoa; Chordata; Ceratodontiformes; Protopteridae.
UCCUGAGUAGUCCCAGACGUCCUCUAUAAAACUGGAUUUCCAAUAUCCCUCACGGUCUUCUUGAUUACCGAUAGACAGAAAUGCCGCCAAAUACCCCCAUAACCCCCAAAAGAUCCCCUUGUCUAUACUCUAGUUGUGGUAUAAACAACGGAAUAACGUCAUUUGCGUUUAAUACCUGCUGUAAAGCGGAAGUGAUGAAGUGACGCUUUUUUUUUUAUUCACCUGUUGACAACCGAAACUCUUGGAUCGAGAAACUGGAAUUCUAAAAUUUCGAUAAUUGUGAAAAUUGGGGUUUUGUAUUAAAUACAUUUGGCGAUAAACGGAUUUGUGAAUGCUAUGAUGGUUAAUGGGUCGAAGUUCCAUCUUCUGUCUGUGGUGGGAUUGUUUCUAAGUUUUUGUGUAGAGCUGACAUUCAGUUUGAAGGUUACAUCUACUAGUCCAGGUGUAUUGGAAAAAGCUGCAGGCGAUGGUGUAAUAAUGGAUUGCAAGUUUACCAUUGAGAGUACUGAAAGUGGGCCAUGGGAUAUUGAAUGGUCUUUACAGCCUCCAGAUAAUAAUGGGCCAAGUAAUUUGUUAAACCAUCAAAGCCAAGGUGCUCCAUUACAGGAACUACUGAAACAGGAAACGAUAUUGCUUUGCAUUGUAUGUCCACUGAAGGCACUACUCCACUAACUUACACAUGGGAGAAAACCACUGGCACAAAAACACUUCCAAGUCGUUCAGUGCUGGAUUCAACAUCUGGAACACUUUCUAUGAAAAAUGUGUCAACAGACUUCUCAGGAAUCUACCGUUGCAGAGUAUCCAACAAAGUUGGAUCAGAUGAGUGCAUUGUCAACUUUUCUGCCACUGAGCCUACAAACAAUGCUGGAGUGAUUGCAGGAGCUGUCAUUGGAGUUCUUCUGUUUUUGCUGCUGUUGCUGAUACUCAUCUUCUGCUGCUUAAGGCGACGUAAGGAAAAGAAAUUUGAGCGGGAAAUCCAACAUGAAAUAAAAGAGGAUGUUCCAGCCCCAAAAAGCCGUGCCUCUACUGCCCGCAGCUUUUUGAGCAGUAACCGCUCUUCCCUUGGCUCCAUGUCUCCUUCAAACAUGGAUACAUAUCCCAAGACUCAGUAUAGUAAAAUCGGCAAUGGAGAUUAUGGUGUACAACCAACUUCAAUGAAUUCGGAACCAUCAAAGACAGUUUGAGCAGACCAGUGAGAG